Messenger RNA from Anguilla rostrata (American eel), 5293 nucleotides. It is a transcript of the gene casc3, whose product is annotated as casc3 exon junction complex subunit. Gene Ontology annotation, molecular function: mRNA binding. Gene Ontology annotation, cellular component: exon-exon junction complex. Gene Ontology annotation, biological process: mRNA processing. The transcript is spliced from 13 exons. The record is from RefSeq and is a predicted model, not a curated record. Lineage: Eukaryota; Metazoa; Chordata; Actinopteri; Anguilliformes; Anguillidae. Bases 27 to 2345 code for a protein of 772 amino acids.
GAUUUUUCCCCCAUUCGAUUCCCAAGAUGGCGGACAGGCGGCGGCGACGGAAACGCGCUUCCCAGGACAGUGAAGAGGAGGACGAAUCCGGUUCGGGUACAGAGAGCGGAGGGUCCUGUUCCGCUGGAGGAAAGGCACGAAUAACUGUCCAGGAGCCUGUGGUGUUACCUACUGUACACGUUCGGACGAAAAGCGAAGAAGAAUCGGAAUGUGAAAGCGAAGACGCCAUAGGUGAGGCAGUGUUGUCUGACUAUGACAGCGCUGACCCGGAGGAUAACGGUUCUCACUCUGAGGGAGAGGACGAGGAGGAGGAAGAGGUGGUGGUGGUGGUGGAAGGCAAGGGGUUUAGUGAUGAAGAGGUAUCCAAACAACCUGAGCCUCAAUCUGCUACAGAUAAGCUUGUUGGAGAUUUGGGAGAAGAAGAGGACAAUGAAGAGGAGAGUGUGGAUAAAGAAGUCAAGUCUGAUGAAAAGGGGAACCUGGAAGGAGAGAGACAGAGUGGGGAUGGACAGGAAAGCACUGAUGACCCAGAGAACAAGUCUGGCAGCAAGGCUGGCAAGAAGCUGGAUGACGACGAAGACCGAAAAAACCCCGCUUACAUCCCUCGAAAGGGUCUGUUCUUCGAGCACGACGUGAGGGGGCAGGCCCAUGAGGAAGACAUUCGGCCCAAGGGACGACACAGGAAGUUGUGGAAGGAUGAGGGGCGCUGGGAGCAUGACAAAUUCCGAGAGGAUGAGCAGGCGCCAAAGUCCCGCGAGGAACUGAUUGCCAUGUAUGGUUAUGACAUCCGCAACUCCAAUGGCCCCAGCGAUGGCCGCCCCUUCAGGUCUCGUAAGCCGAGAUACAGCUGUUCCCCUGGCCGGGAGAAGAGGUGGAGGGACGGAGAGAAGCUCAGUCGCUCAUCUUGGGUUGGCAGUGGUAACAGCGGCACCCUCCCAGCUGUCGUCCCAACUUCCUCUGUGGCUCCUCCCUCUGGUCCUGCACCACCUCUACCCCGUGUCCAGGGAAGCGGUGGCAGAACCUCCUCGCACCCACAGGCUCGCAGCUUCCAAGGCCACCGCCCCCCUUCAACCUCUUACCGUUACAAGCCGGCAGAAGAAAACAAUCACCAACACCACCCCCUGCAGCACCAGGGCGGCUUUGGCCGGGAUGGCCACAAGCAGCACCCAGAGAUUGAGCAGGGCCCUGUGCGUAGGGGUAGGGGUGAAGAGACUGAACACAGCCCUGCCGUGGUGGAAGAGGACCUGUAUGAGGAGGAAGAGCCACCAAAGCAGCAACUGCAACAGCAGCAGCCCACCUACUACAGUGGCAAGCUGUCAGAGCGGGACCCCGCUGUCCCUGCCCUCCACCGCCGGCGGGAGGAGAUCCCAAGCGCGCCAGUGCUGCCCAGAGAUGCCUCCCCAGCCACCACUGCAGCCCCUGAAAGGACAGUGGAGAGGAAGUCAUACUCACUGGCCCGCAGGACUCGUGCCAAGCCCACCGAGCUGGGCAAGCAGGUCUCACUGGAGGAGUCCGUCCCGCCGGUGCCAGCCACCCCCCAGCAUGCCCCGUCUACAGUGAAGAGCGAGGCAUGGGAGACCAGCGGAGAAGGCAGUAGUGUGCAGGGGGGGCUAACAGGGCUCGACCAGGACCUGGCUCGACUCAGUCUGGCGGGGCAGAACUGGGCCCAGAGCCCUCCCUCCUACCUGCGUGCUGAGAUGAGGGGCAUUCAUAACUCCAUGCACAUGGCUGGCGGGCCCCCACAGUAUAACCGCAUGGAGGAAAUGGGUGUGGGUGGUGGCCGAGCAAAGCGAUACUCCUCUCAGAGACAGCGGCCCGUACCCGAGCCAGCACCCAUGCAUAUCGGCAUUAUGGAGGGCCACUACUAUGAGCCAGUGUCUUUCCAGGGACCAAUAUAUGCGCACAGUGACAGUCCCACACCUCUCGCACCCCAAGGCAUGCUUGUCCAGCCAGAGAUGCACCUCACACAUCCUGGUCACCCAGGCCAUCCAGGACUGCAUCCUCAUCAGUCAGGUGCCCCCAUGCCCAACCCUGCAAUGUAUGCUGGUCCAGCUGUCUCCAUGUCUCCUGGGCAGCCUCCUCCCCAGCAGCUUCUGGCCCCCCCCUUCUACCCCCCUCCUGGCGUCAUGACCUUUGGGAAUACCAACUUCCCCUACGCAGCUGGGGCCACGCUGCCACCUAUGUACCCCAACCCCCAGGCACAGGCCCAAGUGUAUGGUGGAGUGACCUACUAUGACACCAUGCAGCAGCAAGCCCAGCCCAAGCCUUCCCCCCCCCGCCGUUCCUCCCAGCCUGUUACUAUCAAACCCCCUCCCCCAGAGGUACCGUUCAUUGUGCCAGAGUAAAGCCGUGUCUGCAGAUCUCGCUUCCAGCCAACCCUGGGCAAAGAAGGUUGAUAAGGUGAAGUCCGGCUCCUAGCUCAGUGGAGGCGAAUAGCAGUGGACCAGCGCCAUUCUUGGAAGAAUUUGUUUUUUAUAUUUGAAUUUCUUUUUGUUUUAUGAGACAAUUGAGAAGAGAAACUUAACAUGAGAGCAUAGUAUAUAUUGAAAAGUUGUCUGAUACUACGAUCAAUAGACCGCUUUCCCUUUAACCUAAUAUGAUGCAGAACCUUUGCUGUUUGUUUGCUUGGUGUUCUCGUUUGCUUGUGCUCUGCCUUCACCCCCCUCCCUACAGACCAACUGCGAUUACAUUAAAUAGGUAGGAUGUGUACUGUAACGGGUUGUCGUCAAGAGAUGCUGUCAUUUCUUCCCCUGGCAGUCACUGUGGAUCUGCCACAUAGUGCUUCACAGUGGCGUAACAGCCAACCUUUUAAGUGGGGUUGUGGGGAAAUUUAAUAAGUAACAAUGUUAUGGAAAAAAGGUUUUAUUUUUGGAAAUGAAAUUGAUGCCGCAAUUAAAGAUUAAAGAUUGCCUGACUGAAUCGUUUUGUGUGACUGAGAGAGACAAGAGGAGCAAUAAAGGCAAAGUUGGAGGACUGUUGGAGACUUGUACUGCCCAGACUAUCUGCUUUGAAUAUGGUUAGCAAUAAUUAUCAACAUACUGAAGCUGUAACAGUCAUACUAGAGGUACUCUGGAGUGCUGUCACUUUUUAAUGGCAGGUGAUUACGACACAAGGCUGACGAAGAGUCCAGCCUGUUUAUGAAGUAUUUUCAGUUAAGAAACUAAGUUUGCAAGCUUUUACGACUGUUUUAUCACUUGGUGCCAUAAAUGGCACUUAGUUGAGUACAGUUAGCCUGAGUACAGUUGUGUCUAAAGUUUGGUGAAUGUUCAAAUUGGUCAUCUGGGCUGUUCUUUAAAAGUGUUUAGGUUUAUAAAUAUUAUCUGAGCUUGAGCUUUGGGACCACAGACCAAUUACAUUUCCAGGUUAUCGGCAGAACUUGAACCCUGCUCCAUUUUAGAGCACUACAAAAAGCAUGGUGUACUCACCCUUUUGUCCCCUUUUUACCACAUGCUCCUAGAUCCUUUCAGGAGAGGGUACAACAUGGCAAACUAAGUGGAAGGAGAUUUCUUAUUUGUAGUCUGCCUGUCAUACACAGGAGUUAAGCUGGAGCUGGCUGUUGAUAGAAUAGAGUCAUUUCCAUUUACCGACUGUUGCUGCUGACAGUCCUGCUAGUCAGUGGUCUGAGCAUUUAUUUCCUUUUUCUCUUGUAUUUGGCUGAACCUGCAUCCUGCCUCAACCUGGAGUCGAUGUAACGUCUGCUGUGCUAGACCUGUUCAAGUGUUGUGCUUUAUGUUGGAUUCCUCUGAAUGCUUCAUGUGUGCGUACAUUUUUUUUCCAUCUCAUCUCCUUCCUGGUCCAGAAUUUUGACUGAAACAAAAGGUUGGUGUCCUUUCACAAACUGCUUUACCGUUGGUUACAGCCAGGUGGUGUUUCAGUCUUUCUUUGGUAUAUCAGAGCUUUAAGGUCUCCGUACACAUCCAAUUAUAUUUUUUCUGUCUUAAGGGCUUUAGGCAGGGUUAUCUGAUAAUAAAGUAUUGCUUUUUACAAGGCUGUGUGUCGCACUCACUUUUAACAUCUCUAUUUGAUUGCUUCUAUUUUCACAUGUACUACUGUGUAACAAGUGAGCAUGAGGAAUUUGUGUUGAUAUCUUGAAUGUUUGACUAAGUGCAACCCAGCCUUGAUUGAUUAUUUAUUUUUAUUCUGCUGCAGACUUUCCCAGAAAACUGCUAGGAUUAGGUUAAUUUAACAGGUUAGAUCAUACUACAUGCAAAAGUGUCUCUCUCCAUAUGUAAUGACAAGAAUGGUGAUCUAUUCAUAAGUAAUGACAAGUACUGUAGCCAUGUUGAUAGUGCUUGGUUCAUAUAGUGUAGUAUUGGGUUUAACUUAAAAUCAAUUACUAAGAGCUUUCCCCCCUCCUUUGUCACAUAAUUGUACUGUAUGUUUUUAAUCUGAUAAAAACCUGUAGUGUAAAAUUAUUUUUUUUGCCAGAAACGAAGUAUUGGAUAUUACGUGUGCAGGGGAAUAGGUCGAAAAAUGUGUAAAUAGCUAUAAAAGAUGUCUAAUGAAACCUGUGGUUCUUGCAGUAACCCUCGUGUAAGGGUUUAGGUAAAGAAAGGUGUCCAGGUCUACAGGACCUUUUGCACAGAUGUUGCAUGAGAUGUUGAUUGGAAAUGCUUUGAAUGGAGGCAGUGGCUUUUUGCUCCUGAAAAGGGCUCUUUCUUGCUUUGUUGAUUAAUUGGUAUUGCAAAAUUUCAAAAGCAGAAUGGAUUUGGGAUUCAGAGGCCUUGGUAAAAUGGCAGACAUGCGUGCAUGUUUUUGCUCCCAAGGCAGCAUGAAAUGCCAUUGUGUUACCAAAUCACACAGGAAGGCUAUUUGGAAUGUAGAAAACCUGCAGUACAGGCAUGCAUGAAUAAAUGUAUAGACUUGAACUUGAAAAUUGUACCAGAUUUUUAUUUCCUCCCUUCAAUGCAAUUAUUCUAGGGUGGGAGGGGUGACAUUGUGUUACAGUUUAAGCCCCUGGGGCAGGUCUGGGAGAUUCUUUUUGUAUAUUAUGUCUUACUUAGUUUUUUUGUUUUUUACUAAACACCUGGCAGUAAAAGUAUUGAUUCAGUAAAUCUUUUGUUCUAUUGUUCUCAAUGUUAUGUUUAAGAUGGUGAUAAUAUUAAUUAAACAAAAAAACUGUACUUUCUCUGCCUUAAAAAUCGUCUUGUUGGUUUUACAUAUCAGUUGAAUUUCUCUAGACCAGUUAACACUGUGAUGGCUUGUUUAUUUUAUAGGUGUGUGAAUUUGUAAAAUCCAAUUUUGUUUUCUGUGGAGCAAUGGUGGAGAAAAAAUAAAAAAUGAAGUGAAAUAA